CCACCACUAUAUAUGCCUUGGAACUAGGGUUUUAGACAGCCUUACUGAGGAGGUUGAGUGAGUCGCCGCAAGCGGAUCUCCCUACAUUUCAGAAAGCGCAGGCGGAGAAGAAUGUCUCACAGGAAGUUUGAGCACCCAAGGCAUGGGUCUCUUGGAUUUCUCCCAAGGAAGCGUGCUGCUCGCCAUCGAGGAAAAGUGAAGGCUUUCCCUAAGGAUGACCCUAACAAGCCUUGCAAACUUACUGCCUUUUUGGGCUAUAAGGCCGGGAUGACCCAUAUCGUCAGGGAGGUGGAGAAACCUGGAUCAAAGCUUCAUAAGAAAGAGACCUGCGAGGCUGUUACGAUUAUUGAAACUCCUCCAAUGGUCAUUGUUGGAGUGGUGGCUUAUGUGAAGACACCACGUGGCCUUCGUUCUUUGAACACUGUUUGGGCUCAGCAUCUUAGUGAGGACCUGAGGAGGAGGUUCUACAAGAACUGGUGCAAGUCCAAGAAGAAGGCUUUUACUAAAUACUCAAAGAAGUUUGAGUCUGAAGAAGGGAAGAAAGAUAUCCAUUCACAGCUUGAAAAGAUGAAAAAAUAUGCAACUGUCAUACGUGUUUUGGCUCACACCCAGAUUAGGAAAAUGAAGGGGUUGAAGCAGAAAAAGGCACACUUGAUGGAGAUCCAGGUCAAUGGUGGUACUAUUGCUCAGAAAGUGGACUUUGCUUACGGCUUCUUUGAGAAGCAAAUUCCUGUGGAUGCUGUUUUCGGUAAGGAUGAGAUGAUUGACAUAAUUGGUGUGACAAAGGGUAAAGGUUAUGAAGGUGUCGUCACUCGAUGGGGUGUCACCCGCCUUCCCCGUAAGACUCAUAGGGGUCUGCGGAAGGUGGCAUGUAUUGGUGCCUGGCAUCCUGCUAGAGUCUCUUUCACAGUCGCGAGGGCAGGACAGAAUGGAUAUCAUCACCGAACUGAAAUGAACAAAAAGAUAUACAAACUCGGCAAGGCUGGGCUGGAAUCUCACACUGCGAUUACUGAGUUUGACAGGACUGAGAAAGACAUCACUCCCAUGGGUGGCUUUCCUCACUAUGGUGUGGUGAAGGAUGAUUACUUGUUGAUCAAAGGAUGCUGUGUUGGGCCAAAGAAGAGGGUUGUCACCCUUCGCCAGUCUCUGCUAACACAAACAUCUCGUGUGGCCCUCGAGGAAAUCAAACUCAAGUUCAUUGACACCUCCUCAAAAUUCGGACAUGGUCGCUUCCAAACUACACAAGAGAAGCAGAAGAUCUAUGGGCGCCUCAAGGCAUAAUAAUACACACCAUUCAAAUUUUGGCUUUUGUCGGAUCAAUUUAAGUGAUUGUGUUUUAUGCCUCUGAAAUGUUCUUUGAGAACUUAGUCUGUGUGCUUUUUUCAUUUUGUUACUGCUUUUUCCGGUGAUUGACUUGCUGAGGGCUUGAACUGUUUUUUUGCAAUUUUGUUAAAUUGGAGAUUUUGGACCACA
Molecule: messenger RNA, 1473 nt
Organism: Cornus florida
Lineage: Eukaryota; Viridiplantae; Streptophyta; Magnoliopsida; Cornales; Cornaceae
Product: large ribosomal subunit protein uL3z
Exons: 6
Coding region: 112-1281 (389 amino acids)
Biological process (GO): ribosomal large subunit assembly; translation
Cellular component (GO): cytosolic large ribosomal subunit; ribosome
Molecular function (GO): structural constituent of ribosome; RNA binding
Source: RefSeq, a predicted model, not a curated record